UCGAUAGUCCAUUUACCAUUACAAAUACGAUAAAUUCCAAUUCUAGUUCGCAAAACCAAUUGGAUUUAUUUGUAGUUUCGGUAGAUUAAAUAUUUCUGCAAACAAUUUAACGAAAACUACGAGUUGGAACAAAAGGAACCGACCGAAUUGAGUGCUGCUGCCGCCGGUGCAAGAGUACGAGAACCAACGCUGACGCAGGCAGGCGGAGGAGUCAGGGGAGAAUUUGCGGAAAAAGUGUGACAAAGGGAGGGGUAUAAACAAUAACAAUUGCGUUGCGUCAACGACAGUGGAGGAGGACUUAGGAGCCAGGAUGGAGCGUGCCAGCGAGCCGGAAAACAAGCCGCCCAUCCUGCACAUCCUGGUGGUGGGCUUCCACCACAAGCUGGGUUGCCAGGUGGAGUUUUCGCAUCCGCCUUUAAUUUCCGGCUCUACGGGCCGCCACGAGUGUCCCUCCGGCUGGAAGUACCUUCCCACGCUGGCUCUGCCCGACGGUUCGCACAACUUUGCCGAGGACACGGUCUUCUUCAAUCUGCCCAGCCUAUUCGAGCCUGCUGAAAGCAUUUACGGUGUGUCCUGCUACCGCCAGAUACCCGUGGAGCGGCUCAAGAUCCGCACAGCCGACGUCACACGAAGCACGGUGCAGAAGUCCGUCUGCAUAUUGGCCCGCCUGCCCAUCUAUGGCUACAUUGAGGUGAAGCUGUCGCUGAUCGCCGACGCCUUCUUCGAUCAGGGCGACUUCUCGGGCACGGAUUUGCUGGUGAAGGCCUACCAGCAGCUGAACGCCUGCUUGCUGGACGACGAGUCACGUCGGCCGCUACGCCAUUUCCAUGUCGGCCUGUCGCUGCGCGAGAUAGUGCUCCACUGGCGCCAUAAGACCCUAAUGCUGUUCAAACUCCUCCUGCUGCAACGACGUGUGGUGUGCUUCGGUUCGCCGGUGCGCGGCAUGUGCGUGCUUAUCCUGGGCAUGGCCUCGCUGGUGCCGCGCUUGCUUGAGAAGGGCUUUCAGGAGGUGGCCUGCGUGCGCACCUCCCGCCCCCUGUCGCCGAUGCCAGACUUCACAGACUCACUGCAGCGGGAAGCUCAGGCGGAGGCUGAACUGGGCACCGUCAUCGCAACGUCGUCGGCAGGCGUACCCCCUGCCACACUGGAGGAGCAGAAAUUAACGCCGGACAGCGCGACAGCCGCUGAGGGUGAAGCGGACGAGCUUGCCCUCGUCUCAUCCGCCGCCUCUGUGGGCGAGGAGCAGGGCAGCGGCGAUGACACUUCGCCGCAUUCCACGCCCAACUCACAGUCGCAGGACUCGUCUAACUUUACAGGCUCAUCGAACGAGCGGAGCAUAUCGCUGACACGAGAGGCAAGCGUGGACACUCUGGCGUCUAACCUCGCCGCCUUGUGCUCGGUCAACCCGGAUGAGUACCGCGCCCCGGUCAGCAUCUUUGCCAGCGGCAAUCUCUGCUUGCCGUAUCUGUCGCUGCCGUACAUGGACUUGUUGAGCGAUCCAAUGGUGCUAUCCUAUAUCAUCGGAACCUCCAACGUCCUCUUCCAGCAAAAGCGUCAGCUGGCUGACGUCCUGGUAGACAUUGAGGCGGCCAAUCUGGAUGCCCACGACCCAGAGCUUCGACGUCAAUUGGUGCUAAGUACCGAGGAUCUGCGCUACAUGGACUACAUAAUGAAGCACGUGCAAGCGCCCAAGGAGGAUGCGGAGGGCAGCGAGUACUGGAUACGGGAGCAGUUCCAAGGAUACAUUCUCGCCCUGCUACGAACUGCAGUGGCGCCGGAUGUUACACCAAAAGACAACGAUCACUUUAACUGCCAUUUCAUGGGCGCCUUCAAGCGAACCCAAUGCUUCCAGGAGUGGUAUGAUGUGCGGCCCGACCCGGACUUCUUCGACGCUCUGCCCGCAGGUCAUCCCUUUGCCGGAACUUUGUCGGUCGCGGAUAUGAAACUAAAACUAGCACAAACCAUGCAGAACAGCGAGAGCGGCCGAAAGAUAAACCAGGCGGUAAACAACACAAGUCGGGCGGUCGGUGGUGCCAUCUCGCAGGCCAAGGGUGCCAUUUCCAGCUGGUGGUCGUCGAUAACGACGCAGCAGGCGAAUGCUAAUGCCACCACACCCACAGCAAACAAUUUUAAUGAUCCAGAGGGAGGUGCUGGUGGCGAUGCCAAUGAGGGAGCAGCGGCAGCCCAUGAAAUCUCAGUGACAUUCCAGAACCACAAGGAUGGCGAGGAUUUGGACGUGGCCGGGGUCAGCAUACACCUGUCGGGUCAGGAUGAUGCUCCUGAAUCGCAUGAAUCUCGGCAUCUCGCCUGGAGGCAGCAGCCGCAGGGCAUCGUUGAGAUCGGGCACGAGGCGGAGCAGUUGGACAAGAACAAACCUCAGGUGGAAUCCAAGAUCUCGGUCACAUCGCAGCAGCCAGCAGCCGGUCGCCCCGGCUGUAGCGGCGAUAUGGCCACCUCCGCUGUGGAGCACAACAGUGGCGAUGUCUUCAUUGUCUGAGAACGCGACGAUAGCGAAAGCGAAGGCAACAGCAUUGUAUAAAAUCGAUCUAUAAGCUAUUUCAUAAUUAUUUAUUACGCAUCAAAUUGUAUCGGUCUCAGUGGCAAUGUUGAAUUUAUAUCUACCACUACACCUCUCUUUCUCUAUUUCUCUCUCCUUACCCAAAAACAAUCGGCCAAAAGUUAAUAUUAUUUACAAUUAAUAUAUGUAUCUAUUUAUGUAUGUGAAUGCCUCCUUGCCCCACCACCACUCAGUGUAUAUGUAUACCCAUAUCCAUGUAAAACUAAACCGUUCCAAGUGCAAUUUGUAAUCCAAAAAUUAUAGCAAAGAUGAGGCGUCAUUCGAGUGGCAAUAAGCAAACCUACAAAAUUUGAUAUUUUGGGAGUUGUCAUUGCCCAGCUUGUCGCCAACAAACUCCUUGAAAGAUAUUAAAUACUGCUCCUGGCAGAGUCCCUUGGUCCCCCGCUCUGUUUACCUUAUCCAAAUGUAUAAUCCAAACUAAAUACAUUUAAAUUGCAAA
Messenger RNA from Drosophila serrata, 3017 nucleotides. Its product is annotated as late secretory pathway protein AVL9 homolog. Lineage: Eukaryota; Metazoa; Arthropoda; Insecta; Diptera; Drosophilidae. The record is from RefSeq and is a predicted model, not a curated record. Gene Ontology annotation, cellular component: cytoplasm.